Molecule: messenger RNA, 1170 nt
Organism: Papilio polytes (common Mormon)
Lineage: Eukaryota; Metazoa; Arthropoda; Insecta; Lepidoptera; Papilionidae
Gene: slf
Exons: 5
Coding region: 106-777 (223 amino acids)
Source: RefSeq, a predicted model, not a curated record
UCCCCGCUACAGCCGCUAUAAAAGACGUCGCCCAAACCAGCUUCGCGCUAUUACGACAGUGUCUCUGUGAUUUUCUCCGUCGUUGUACAUUUCAUUCCUCAUAAGAUGCAGACGUGGGCGUUGGUGGUGUGCGCGGCCGCGCUGGCGGCGCUAACCGGCGCGCAGAAGCCGGGUCGCUUCCUCUCACUGCCGCAGCCGCAGAAGUGCGCCAACAGACCAAAGGAAUUUUUCUACCGCGGCCAUAACUACUUCUUCACGGGACACGUGCCCUCGCUCGCCAACAAGAAGUUCGACUGGCUGGACGGACGCAACAUCUGCCGCGAGUACUGCAUGGACCUCGUAUCCAUGGAAACGCAGGAGGAGAAUAAUCUCAUCUUCAAACUUAUACAGACGAACGACAUACCUUACAUUUGGACAUCUGGUCGUCUCUGCGACUUCAAGGGUUGCGAGUCUCGCAAAGACCUCGAACCGAAGAACAUCUUCGGGUGGUUCUGGUCCGCGAACAGGGAAAAGAUGUCGCCCACCAACCAGAUUCCCAACGGUUGGGGUUACAACCCUUGGUCUCAAACCGGUCACAAGAAACAGCGUCAGCCUGACAACGCGGAGUUUGACAUCAACGGUACUACAGAAUCCUGCUUGAGCAUUCUCAACAACGUAUACAAUGACGGCAUCGCGUGGCACGACGUCGCCUGCUACCACGAAAAACCCGUCGUCUGCGAGGACUCUGAAGAACUUCUUAAUUACGUCGCCAGUACCAACCCUGGCUUACGUCUGUGAUUUAAACCUACAUUUUAAGGUCACGUAUUAGGCAAUUUCAAAUUUCGAACAGGUUAUAAGGAUUUCAUAGACAAUCCAAACUAUUUUUUUUAUUUUUAUUUUAAAAAUUAUUCUGACCCGUUUUAGGCUGUACACUCGUAAUGUUCAUUUACUGCCGUUUUAAAAGUUAUCAAAGAAUCAAUGAAUUUUAAAAUAACUGUUUUUACCUACAAUUGUUAUUUUACAUUGGAACUUGCCACAGAUUGGAUAGUGAUCUCUUCCAGCCGCACUGCCUGAAUACCGUCGUACAUUAUGUACAGAAUAUAAUUUAAGACUUACGUAAGUUUAACUAAGUGUAUUUACAUAAGGGAAGAAUUUCUAUUUGUAUAUAAAAUAAAACUUUUAGAAAAAUAA